AUGGAGCGGGGCGUAGGGACCCCUUCCGGCCAGGGGACAAGGUCCAACCACACGCUGGUGGCAGAGUUCAAGCUGCAGGGCUUCUCCGAGCACCCCAGGCUGCGGCUGCCCCUUUUCAGCUGCUUCCUCUCCCUCUACGCCGUGGCACUCGGGGGCAACGCUGUGAUCAUUGCUGUGGUCAGCUGCAGCGUUAACCUCCGCAGCCCCAUGUACUUUUUCCUGUGCAACCUGGCCACCAUGGACAUUGUCUGCACCUCGUCUGUGCUGCCCAAGGUGCUGGUGGGCCUGGUCUUUGAGGAAAACACCAUCUCCUUCCCAGGAUGCAUGGCUCAGCUCUUCUUCCUUCUCUGGUCCGUGUCUUCUGAGCUGCUGCUGCUCACGGUCAUGGCCUAUGACCGCUACGUGGCCAUCUGUCACCCACUGCACUACAGCUCCAGGAUGAGCCCACUUCUGUGCAGGGCACUGGUCACAGGAGUGUGGGCUGUCUGUGCCCUCAAUGCUUCAGUGCACACCGGUCUGAUGGUGCAGCUGUCCUUCUGCGGCCCCAACAUCAUCACACACUUCUUCUGCGAGAUCCCCCCACUCCUGCUGCUCUCCUGCAGCUCCACACUCAUGAACAGCGUCAUGACUGUCCUGGCUGAUGCCUUCUUUGGCGUGGUCAACUUCCUGCUCACCCUGGCGUCCUACGGCUGCAUCAUCGCCAGCAUCCUGCGCAUCCGCUCGGCUGCGGGCAGGCGGCGGGCCUUCUCCACCUGCUCCUCGCACCUCCUGGUGGUCUCCGUGUACUACUCGGCCGUCUUCUGUGCCUACAUCAGCCCGGCCUCCAGCUACGGCCCCGAGAGAAGCAAAGUGUCUGGAGUGCUGUACACGACGCUGAGCCCCUCUCUGAACCCCAUCAUCUACUCUCUGAGGAACAGGGAGGUCAAGCACGCCCUGAGGAGACUUGUGCCCCUUUCCCGACAUUAA
This is a messenger RNA of Equus caballus (horse), 966 nucleotides long. The record is from RefSeq and is a predicted model, not a curated record. Lineage: Eukaryota; Metazoa; Chordata; Mammalia; Perissodactyla; Equidae.